CCUCCUCCUCCCUCUUUGUCCCCUCCGGUGAAGGUGCAACAGUCCUCGGUCGUCCCGAACCCGGGUUCAUCCGACACCGCCACCGAGCAACAGAACCGAGCUUCAGCUCCACAGCAACAACACCAUGCCUCCUAAAUUCGACCCCAACGAGAUUAAGAUCGGUACGUUUCUCUGUCGGGGCAAAGAAACAUGGAGUCGUUCGCAGCGUGUCGGUCUCUGAGCGACGCAGAGAAACGUGUACAUGAGAUGCACAGGAGGAGAAGUCGGCGCCACCUCAGCUCUCGCCCCCAAGAUCGGACCUCUGGGUCUGUCUCCCAAGAAAGUUGGUGAUGACAUCGCCAAGGCCACCGGUGACUGGAAGGGCCUGAGGAUCACAGUGAAGCUGACCAUCCAGAACAGACAGGCAGCCGUCGAGGUGGUUCCCUCUGCAUCUGCUCUGAUCAUCAAGGCUCUGAAGGAGCCUCCUCGUGACAGGAAGAAGGUCAAGAACAUUAAGCACAGCGGCAGCGUGACCUUUGACGAGAUCGUGGGCAUCGCUCGCAUCAUGAGGGCUCGCUCCAUCGCCAGGGAGCUCUCUGGAACCAUCAAGGAGAUUCUGGGCACCGCUCAGUCUGUUGGAUGCACCAUCGAUGGUCGUCCCCCACAUGAUGUCAUCGAUGACAUCAACAGCGGCAAAGUGGAGUGUCCCUCAGAGUAAAUGGAUGCAAAUAAAAAGUUGACCUGAA
Molecule: messenger RNA, 725 nt
Organism: Paralichthys olivaceus (Japanese flounder)
Lineage: Eukaryota; Metazoa; Chordata; Actinopteri; Pleuronectiformes; Paralichthyidae
Gene: rpl12
Product: ribosomal protein L12
Biological process (GO): translation
Cellular component (GO): cytosolic large ribosomal subunit; ribosome
Molecular function (GO): large ribosomal subunit rRNA binding; structural constituent of ribosome
Source: RefSeq, a predicted model, not a curated record